UUAUAUUUAGCUCUGUGUGUGGGAAAACCAGAUAUGCAGCAUCUGGGCGAGAACAAAAAAUAACUUGGUGUAAGAGAAUAGAACAGCGGAUAACAGAUGUAAAAUUUUGCAUUCAUUGGUUCCAGUUAUAUGAGAUGGCAAAUAUUCCACAAGUGUUGCUGAACGUUCUUCAUAACUUGGGGGAGAAGGACCUUAAGUUAUUUCAGUGGAAGCUGACCAAUGGUGUGGAAGGUUUUAAGAGCAUCCCAAAGGCAUUUCUGGAGAAUGCAGACAGAUCGGACACUGUGGAUAAGAUGGUUGCAAGCUAUGAGAUCAGUGGAGCUGUGGCAAUCACAUUAGCCAUCCUAAAGAAGAUAAACCAAAACCAACUGGCUGAGGAACUUGGGACCAAUCUCAGAGAAAGUAGCAACAUAUGUGAAGAACUAAACUUCUUCAGUCCAGCAGCUUCCUUCACUGCAACUCAGACUGAAGACUCAGUUAGUACUUUUAUUACAGGUGGAAAACAAUAUGGUCUCAGAAGGAUAGCAAAAUCAAAUUUUAAAGCAAAACUGGUAAAGCUGUAUGAGGGGACUUCAGUGGAAGGUGAUUAUAUGCCUUUGGAAGACAUUUACACAGAACUUUAUGUGAUUGAAGGCUGCACAGGAGGGGUGAACAGUGACCAUGAAGUGAGACAGGUGGAAGCAUUUUAUCCCAAAACAGAAGAAACUCCAGUCAAAUUCAGUGAUAUUUUCAAAGUGCAGUGUGACCAAAAUGUGCUUGGUGCAAAAGUACUGACAGUGGGAAUAGCUGGAGUGGGAAAAACAGCCUGUGUACACAAGUUUAUUCUCGACUGGGCUGAAGAAAACUGCAAUCAGGAUAUAGAUUUCAUAUUGUUCCUUUCCUUUCGGGAGCUGAACUUGAUCAAACAUGAACAAUACAGCCUGUGGGAUCUUCUACUAUACUUCCACGAUGAAUUCAAUGGUGAAGAUGUAACGGAGAUAUUAAAAGCAAAGUGCAGGAUAGUUUUCAUAUUGGAUGGACUUGAUGAAAGUAGAAUUCCUCUAAAAUUUCAGCAAAAGAAAAUAACUAAUGUAACAGAGAAAACAACUCUUGAUAAACUAAUAACAAGCCUAAUCAAAGGAGAACUUCUUCCUUCUGCUAUCAUCUGGAUAACCUCACGACCUGCAGCAGCCAGUCAGAUCCCACGCAAGUACUUUGAUCAUGUAACAGAAAUACGUGGAUUCAGUGACCCACAGAAGGAUCAGUACAUCAGGAAAAGAAUCAGAGAUCAGCAUCAAGCCAGCAGAAUAAUCUCUCACAUUAAGACAGCACGGAGUCUUCAUAUUUUGUGUCACAUACCUGUCUUCUGUCGGAUCUCAGUCACUGUGCUUCAGAAGAUGCUGACAGAAGGCAAAGACAUGAAAAAUGCUCCCACUACUCUGACGGAAAUGUACACACGGUUUCUGCUGUUUCAAAUGAUGCAAAAGUCUGAGAAAUAUGAAGGAGAGCAAAAAGAGAUUAAUACAGUUCAAAUGUUUACAAGAGACAAACAAAUAGGGGCACUGAACAUACUGAAGCUCGGAAGGUUAGCCUUUCUUCAGUUGCAGAAGGGACAACUCCUAUUCUAUGAGAGCGAUCUGAAAGAAUGUGGCAUUGAUGUUGAUGAAGCUCUGGUGUACUCUGGAGUGUGUACACAAGUUUUUAAAACUGAUGAGAAAAUCUUCAGCUUUGUUCAUUUGAGUUUCCAGGAGUUUCUUGCAGCCAUAUAUGUGUUCCUCACAUUCACUCAUGAAUUCAACCCUCUUCUUCAAACAACACUGGAGAAAAUAAAGUGGAAUUUAAAACACAGUCUGACUGACCUGCACAAGACAGCAGUGGAUAAGGCCAUGAAGAGUGAAAAUGGACACCUGGACCUUUUCAUUCGCUUCCUUCUUGGUCUCUCACUACAGUCCAAUCAGAGGCUCCUCAAGAGUCUACAGCCAGAAAUGAAAAUCAAAGAAGAGAGUCUGAAAGACACCAUAGAUUACAUUAAGAUAAAGAUCAGGAAGAAAAAAUAUUUUGAAAAGACACUCAAUCUCUUCCACUGUCUAAGUGAACUAAAAGACAACUCCCUGACAAGUGAAAUCCAGAACUUCCUGAACUCAGGCGAUCUCUCAACACAAACACUUUCAUCUACACAGUGGUCAGCUCUGGUGUUUGUGUUAUUGAUGUCAGAGGAAAAUCAACAAAGGUUUGAGCUGAAGAAAUACAGACCAUCUGAUGAAGGACUGAGGAGACUACUGCCAGUGGUGAAAAACACGAGACAAGCUCUGCUGGACCAUUGUAACCUUAGGAAAGACAGUUGUGAAGCAUUGGCAUCAGUAUUCCAUUCAUAUUCACAACUGAAAGAGUUGGACCUGAGUAGCAAUGACCUGCAGGAUUCAGGAGUGGAUCUGCUCUCUACUGGACUGAAGAGUUCACAUUGUAAACUGGAGAUACUCAGAUUAGCUGGUUGUAAUCUUACCAUAAACUCCUGUGAAACCCUCUGCUCUGCUCUCAAAUUAGAAAGCUCUACCUUAUCAGAGCUAAACCUUAGCAACAACAUCCUACAUGAUUCAGGAGUGGAAAUACUCUCUGCUGGACUGAAAAUAUGCAAACUGGAGACACUUGUGUUGGAGCACUGUAAUCUCAGUAAACACAGUUGUGAUGCAUUGGCAUCACUUAUCAGUUCGGAUUCACCACUAAGACAGUUGGAUCUGAGUAACAAUGACCUGCAGGAUUCAGGAGUUGAGCUGCUCUCUACUGGACUCAUUAGUUUGCACUGUAAACUGGAAGUACUGAGACUUUCUAUGUGUAAACUCAGUAAACAUUCCUGUAAAACUCUAGCAUUAGCCUUACAAUCAGGGAGUGUCCCCCUGAAAAAAUUGGAUCUUAGUAACAAUGACUUGCAGGAUUCAGGAGUGAAGCUGCUCUUUGCCGGACUGACCACUUCAUGCUGUAAACUGGAAAAACUAAGACUACUUGGCUGCAACCUCAACUUGAAUGCCUGUGAAACUAUCUGUUCUGCUCUGAAAUCAGUAAACUACCUGACAGAGCUGGACCUUAGCAGCAAUUUACUGCAGGAUUCAGGUGUGAAUCUCCUCUCUGAUGGACUGAAGAGUUCACAUUGUAAACUGGAGAUACUCAGAUUGGCUGGAUGUUUGAUUACAGACAAAGGCUUUUCUUCUCUGGCUUCAGCUCUGAGUUCAAACCCUUCACACCUAAAAGAACUAGAUCUGGCCUACAACCACCUGGGAGUAUCAGGAGUAAAACUGCUCUCUGCUAGACUGAAGGAUCCACACUGCAGAUUGUACAAACUCAGGUUAGCAUUCUGUAAGCUCACAGUGGAGUUUUGCAGAACAUUUGCGUUAGUUCUACAAUCAGUGCACUCUCCUCUAAAAGAACUGGACCUGAGUAAUAAUGAUCUACAUGAUUCAGGAGUAAAACUGCUCUCUGCUGGAUUGAAGAAUCCCUUCUGUAAACUGGAGAUACUCAGACUGUCUGGUUGUAUGGUAACAGAGGAAGGCUGUUCUUCUCUGGCCUCUGCUUUGAGAUCAAACCCUUCACACCUGAAAGAACUGGAUCUGACAUACAACUACCCAGGGGAUACAGGAGUGGAUCUGCUCACUGCUAGACUGCAGGAUCCAUCCUGCAGACUGGAGACGCUCAGGAUGGAACAUGAAGGGAAGAUACGGAUCAAACCAGGCUUAAGAAAAUAUGCCUGUGAGCUCACACUAGACCCAAACACAGCAUACACAGAUCUCACUUUGUCUGAAGGGAACAGAAAGGUGACAUGGGUGAGAGAGCAACAGUCGUAUCCUGAUCAUCCAGAGAGGUUUGACUGGUGGGAACAGGUCCUGUGUAGAGAGAGCCUGGCUGGACGCUGUUACUGGGAGAUUGAGUGGCGUGGGUGGGAUUAUAUAGCAGUGACAUACAAAGGAAUCAGUAGGAAAGGUGAUGGGGAUGACUCUAAACUUGGAUGCAAUAAUAAGUCCUGGAUUCUGAUUUGCUCUCAUAUUGGUUACUCUGUCAAAAGCAAUAAGAAAACUACUGAUAUACCUGCCUCCUCCUCUCAGUCUAACAGAGUAGGAGUGUAUCUUGAUUGGGUAGCUGGCACUCUGUCCUUCUACAGUGUCUCCACUGAUGCACACACACUGACCCACUUACACACAUUCCACUCCACAUUCACAGAACCCCUGUAUGCAGCAUUUAGGGUUUGGGUCAACUCCUCUGUGCAUGUAUGUCAGAUAAAGGAGUCUGCUGAAAAUCUCUUAUCAAGCAAUUUUUUGAAAUAAAAUAAAUGUAACAAUUAUUUGCUUUCUUACAAUUAAUACUUUGUGCAAACCGAAAGGGUCUUGUUUCUAUAAUGCUUGAUGACACACAGCAAGGAAUCUGAGACCAUUCCUCAAUACAGAAUCUCUCCAAGAUCCAAUCAUGAUCCAGUUUUAGCUUUUUGGCAACCAGAUUUGAAAAUCCUCUGGUACUUCAUGUCUAUGAUGUCAUCUAUCCUAUUAAUAUUCCUAUGGCUUUUGGAAAAUGCCCAAAAUCAUAGAUCCUAAAUUAGGCUCAUUUCAUUAUAACCAUCCGUCUUUUAAUGCCAAACCUACCUUGAGUGAUUCUUGCCAAAAGCUCUACUUAUGUCUUAUCUAACCAUAAAGCCCAGUUCUAGUAGAAUCUAGCAAACCCAAGGUGCUUAGAUUUGUGGUUAGAUGAAAUAAAAGGCUUUGUUCUAGCACACUUUUCAUAAAGUUUUUUUUGCAUGAAUGUAAUGUCUAAUUUUAGUCUAGGAGACUGUUACAGUAUCCAGCCAGUUCAUAACAAAUAAUUAAGGGAUACAACGAGUGGAAGUUGUAGCAGAAAAACUUGUCUUUAUUUUCACAUUAAGCAAAGAUAGCAAUACUGAUGUGAGCCAACUCGCUGGAUCCCCAACAGCAUUAGCUCCAAGGUGGCCUGAAAAUAAACCUGCAGUAAAGAGAGACAAAGAAAACAAGGCCCAGCUCUCCACAUUGAAAAGCCUUUUAACCAAACACCUGUGCGCUGGUGUGUCUCAGGAGUCCAAGCUCCGUCUUUCAAAUUCACCUGCAAUACGCUCAGGGCAAAACAAACCAGACAGCCCAGAGUCACAGAGGCUUGUGACCUCAAAAUGGUACCAUUGUCUGCAAAUCAAAACUAUUCUCCUCCUUGUGCAUGGGGACAAAAUACACUUAUGCCAUAUUCCAGGUAGAUUUACUAUAGCUAUGGUUGUUUUAAACUCCUUCAUGUUUGCCCUAAUCACAGUUAUGGACAUUUUUCGAUGUUUACCUAAUUUCAAUAGUCAUUGCCUAAUUUUUAGAUUUUUCUUUUUUCUAAAGAGUGAUUCAAAAUGUGUCAAAGCUUUGCGCCCCUUCUGUUUUAAAACAGUUCUUUGAGGCAUUUAUGAAAAUGAUCAACACGUUAGAUUUCAGCAAAUGAAGCGUCAUUACAUUAUCACUGUUUCAAAAUAUUAACAAUUACAUGGUUAUGAUACCAUAAUUUUGUGGUUGUGACACAUGAUUGUUUGGGUUUUUUUAAUGAGGAUUUGGAUUUUCUUACAAUGUACUUUUUUCUUUUUUCUAUUUUUGUCAAUAUUCUUGUCUGUAUGUAAAAUUACAGCUUAUUUUGUUAUAUACUUGCUGCUGUCUUUGCUCAGCCAUAAAGGAGUUAUGUGAUUGGUCCAAGGCCUUUUAUGACGGCACCGGAAAUUAGAGUUUUGCUACCUGCUGUUAGGGGGACAUGAGCCAAGGACAGCGCUGUCUGCACUCAAGAAACUCUGAAUGACCAGUUAAAUACUUAAAUACCCACUUAUGAGGUUUAUCUGAGUUUAUUCCCCAAAAACGUUGGAAAUAAAUUUUUUAUAUGACCAUUUACCAACCUCUCUUUAUCUGUCAGAAAUAAACAGACUGUUUUUAAGACUGAUAUUUGUACGUGAGCUCUGUUCUGAUUGGCUGCUCAAGAAGGAAUCUAGGCAGAGACACUCCUUAUAACUUCAGUGUGAAUGGGUGGAGCUAAACUGCUGCAGGCUGCAUAGGCUUACAUCGUUGUAUGAAAAUGUUUAGACACUCUUAGUCAAAUUACAUGUUUUAUUGAUUUUCUUAGUGUAAACAAGUGAACACAUCCUCUACAGAGAACACACUACUGCACAUUUUAAUGCACAAUUGCUGUUUACUGAAUAUAUAACAUGCAGAAUUAAAUUAAACAUGAAAUAUGGACUGUACAACAGUCAUGGUACAUUUUACAUUGUAUGUUCUACUUUCUUCCAAUUUGUUGAACUCAGCAAAUAAAUCGAAAUUGUGAAUAAAAUUAGCAGAAGUGCGAUAUUUGAGUUUGUUCCUUUUGGAGAAUGUGUGAACUUAUUGACUUAGAGUUAGAGUUUUGCAUGUGACUCUAUAUGCAACUGUGUUGAUCACAAAAACAGUGAACUCAAAGUAAGAUGUCCUUGCAGCUUAAUUUCCUAACAUAAACCUCAUAGACUGGGGAGGAAAAAUAUGUUAUGUUACAUACUACAUCAAAGUCCUGUAUUUAAAGAAAAUGAGAAAAAAAUCACUUGAUAUGAUGGCAUGAGCCCUUUCAGCAGGUUUUUUUCUACAGUUUAUCCUGUCAAUGAAUAGAGCACUAAAACUAAAACCCUUGUGUGGUACUUAAUGAUCAUCUUUAAAGAUUAAAUAGAUGUGUUUUUUGUGGUUGUAUGACUGCAAUUUAUGUGUUUACAGAGGAUGUGCUGGGACUGGAUUAAUAUUAUAAUUGUUAUAGUUUGUAUUUGUGAUGGGCAUCCAGGAGUUAAUUUUACCUCAAAGGCCUCAAAAGGCCUUCUUUUUUUCAUGAUCACAUUUGAGGUCCAUUUUUCUUGUUGCUUCAGUCUAUUCUGGGGUUGAACAUCUAAAAAGCUUCCUUAUUUGAUGAUUUUGACUUUCACCUGAUAUAAAUGGAGCCCCGAGGGGGUGGAAGUAAAAAUUAAAAAAUUCAUUCAAGUCAACGUUUUGCAGUUUGUGCUCAUUUUCAAUAAAUAAAAUGACCCAUUUUCAGUGUCUUCACACUGUUCACCCCCCACACAUUUAUAUUACACAUGUGGUGUUGGGCUGAACCCGCGGGGAGUAAAAGUGCGGAGGUGCUGUGUCACUUCUCUCUGUUCUCCUCCUACAUGGCCUGCUGUUAGUGUGUGUGUGUGUGUGUGUGUGUGUGUGUGUGUGUGUGUGUGUGUGUGUGUGAGGAUCGACAACAUGGACAGGCUGUUGACUGGCUACAGCUGCUAAAGGAGAACCCUACGCUGAACACUGAUAUUUAAACAUCUGAUAUUUUUACAUAAAUUGUUAAAUUGUUGUCUGUAUUGAUUUAAAAAAACAAUAAUGCGGUAGGUCACCAGACCACUGAGUAACAAACACAUCAACACCACACAAGGGUUAACUCAUUCCCAUGCUUAACAAUUCGUUCUCUCAUUUUUUAAUCAUGUGCAUG
Molecule: messenger RNA, 7467 nt
Organism: Colossoma macropomum (tambaqui)
Lineage: Eukaryota; Metazoa; Chordata; Actinopteri; Characiformes; Serrasalmidae
Product: NACHT, LRR and PYD domains-containing protein 12-like
Exons: 14
Coding region: 135-4292 (1385 amino acids)
Molecular function (GO): protein binding
Source: RefSeq, a predicted model, not a curated record